CAUGUGUUGCAAGGUCAGAGUAACUGGUGAAUAGGGACUUGGUGUGCUAAUGCGAACCUCAUGUAUACCCCCGAUAGUAUGUAUCUGAAAAAGAUGUUCACCUGCUUGUGUAAUAAUUGAAAAAAGUUGGGAAGCCAAUCUACGACAAAUUGCAGCUAUUGGAGCGUUUUAUUUUUAUCUGCAUACACCGGCGGCAUUUGUUUUUGGUUAUUUACGACAUAUGUCCCGAUGGUUCUAACAGAACUAUCUACCAUGAUUCCUCAGCACAGCGAGGUCAGCGGUGUAGGGGACUACCAUCAUCUCCAGUCCCAGAGCGCCUUGCUGGCCAGCAUCAAACAGGAAUUUUCGGAAGACUUUUCGCAGGAAAACUUCUCGGACUAUCCCAAAGGAAAAGGCAAAAAGCGCAAGCGCUCGGACAAGUCCUGUGAUAGUUUCUCGGACGCUCUCUCGCCCGCCACUUCCGACUGUUCCAGCAGUGAUGUCGGACCUAUCUCCAAGCGUUCCAAACAGCAACACAAGAACUCUAAAUCUUACGCCGACGUGCUUUCCCAGAGAGCCAUGGCGAACGUCCGCGAGAGACAACGGACGCAAUCCCUGAACGAAGCAUUUGCUCAAUUACGAAAAAUCAUCCCCACCCUCCCAUCCGACAAACUCAGCAAAAUUCAGACCCUGAAGUUGGCCACGCGUUAUAUUGAUUUUCUGUGUCAGGUGUUACAGACCGAGGACUCAGGGUCACUAGAGGCACAGCCCCAGGGGCAGGGACAGGGACAAGGGGGGUGCUCGUACGUGGAGGAGGAACGGAUAGGAUACGCUUUUUCCCACUGGAGGAUGGAGGGAGCCAUGAAUGGUCCGACUCAAUAGCUGUCCACUUACUUAUCUGAUAACCAGAUUAACUUGGAAUCUUCAUGCACGGACAAUCCUACUAUAUUGAUGAAAGAAAAAAGACUUCCCCAAAAAACCCCAAACCGACGGAAUCCUGUCUUCUUGGACGAGAAACUCCAAUUAUUUGUUUGGAUUACCAGGUGCAUUCGACAUAGAGAUAGAUUACGAGUUGACAGUAAGGCAGUACAAAAGACAAGAUCGGACCCCCGAUUUCUUCUGUGUAUAGCUAAAACGGCCAGAUUUACGCUGGGACGAUAACACGCACCUGUCGGAAAAUCCACGCACGUGCCGGCACGAAGAACGGAUCAACUGAACUCUCGACUAGAUAUGAAGAGACGGUGAUUAUAAGAAACGAACCUAAUAAAACCAACACAGUUGAUAUUCCUUUUGAAAUGGUCAGGUUUCUUUCCUAUUUAAUUUUUCCAAAGUGCACUUACAGUUUUUUUUUACCAUGGAAAAGGAAGAACAUGUCAUAUUUUUGCUAUUUUACAUUGAUCAUUAUAAUUUUCCACUCAUUCGUGUGUAAUAUUUUUUUAACCUGUUUAACCUAUUCUUGCUCCUUGUAUGUUUGUACAUGUAAUUUUGUUUUUUAACCUUUAUUUUUAAUUUUUUUUUCUCUUUCUCCGUCCAAUACAUCACUUGAACCUACAAACCAACCAAUCAUUAUUUUCGUUAUAUAACAAUCUCGGACCAUGUCAUUUUGAUAAUCGUUUUCAAAGACCAUGAUUUCAUUGUAGAUAUUUUUACAUAUGUCGAUGACAAUUUUUAUACAAAGAAUCCAAGUGUGUUUGUGUGUUGACUUGGUUUUUCUUGAGAUUAAAUUAUAUAUGUUGCAAUA
This is a messenger RNA of Magallana angulata, 1720 nucleotides long. RefSeq names its product twist-related protein 2-like. Bases 229 to 861 code for a protein of 210 amino acids. Lineage: Eukaryota; Metazoa; Mollusca; Bivalvia; Ostreida; Ostreidae. Gene Ontology annotation, molecular function: DNA-binding transcription factor activity, RNA polymerase II-specific; protein dimerization activity; RNA polymerase II transcription regulatory region sequence-specific DNA binding. The transcript is spliced from 2 exons. The record is from RefSeq and is a predicted model, not a curated record. Gene Ontology annotation, biological process: developmental process; regulation of transcription by RNA polymerase II.